Messenger RNA from Myxocyprinus asiaticus (Chinese sucker), 5511 nucleotides. Its product is annotated as probable ATP-dependent RNA helicase ddx6. Lineage: Eukaryota; Metazoa; Chordata; Actinopteri; Cypriniformes; Catostomidae. Gene Ontology annotation, cellular component: P-body; cytoplasmic stress granule. The record is from RefSeq and is a predicted model, not a curated record. The transcript is spliced from 14 exons. Gene Ontology annotation, molecular function: RNA helicase activity; ATP binding; mRNA binding. The coding region runs from base 525 to 1979 and encodes 484 amino acids. Gene Ontology annotation, biological process: cytoplasmic stress granule assembly; P-body assembly.
GGGAGGGUUUAAAGAUGACUGGGAGCCAUCUUACACACUCGCUUUACACCCCUAAAUAUAUGUCACAGCUCUACACCUAAAACUCACAAAUACAAACACACGGAGCUAUUUUCAGCCACAGUAGGCGGAAAACCUUUGAAAUUGUUGUCGAUGCAUAGAUGAGAAAGGAAUGGACAGAAAAUUCGAAAAGACUUGCACCGGCUUCGUGGACCCUGGUCUUUGAAACUUUUGCAAAGGAGGGAUUCAUUGAUUUGUGGAAGGAUAAUUGAAGCUAAUCUUCCUGCUUCUAAAAUCUGUGACCCAGUUGCUUGAGUGACAUUCAUAUUAAAAUGUUCCACAAGAGACUUGCAUAUUGAGGAACAAGGAACUGCUUGAAAAUAUUGCUUUACAUUUUUUGUGUGCUUUGGAUGCUUAGUAAGCUGUGGGAAGAGCAACUUGCAAAUUGUUUUGCAAGCCCAUCAGGAUAAAGGUAUCUCCAUUGUUGUUAUUGUUGCUCACUGUUUGGAAGAGAGAAUAUUAAAGUCAUGAGUACAGCCAGAAUGGAGAAUCCAGUGAUUCUGGGACUGUCGAAUCAGAAUGGUCAAAUGCGAGGCUCUGUAAAGCCAGCAGGGGGCCCUGGAGGUGGUGGAGGGGGGUCCCAAACAAUGCAGCCUGCCCAGGUCAAGGCCUCCAGUACAGUCAUCAAUGGCAACUCCCUGCCAGCACCCACAGCCAACACCAUUAUCAAGGCUGGGGAUGACUGGAAGAAGAAUCUAAAGCUUCCUCCAAAGGAUUUGCGCAUGAAAACUUCAGAUGUGACGUCGACCAAGGGAAACGAGUUUGAAGAUUACUGCCUGAAACGAGAGCUGCUUAUGGGCAUCUUUGAAAUGGGCUGGGAGAAACCGUCACCUAUACAGGAGGAGAGCAUUCCCAUUGCGUUAUCUGGGAGGGACAUUCUGGCCAGAGCCAAGAACGGCACAGGAAAAAGUGGCGCCUACCUCAUUCCCUUACUUGAACGCAUUGACCUGAAGAAAGACAGCAUACAAGCAUUGGUCAUUGUGCCCACUAGAGAACUGGCUCUACAGGUGAGUCAGAUCUGUAUCCAGGUCAGCAAACACAUGGGUGGGGUCAAGGUCAUGGCAACUACAGGUGGAACCAACCUCCGUGAUGACAUUAUGAGACUCGACGAAACGGUGCAUGUUGUCAUUGCCACUCCAGGAAGAAUUUUAGACCUCAUCAAAAAGGGAGUGGCCAAAGUCAGCCUAGUACAGAUGAUCGUGUUGGAUGAGGCAGAUAAGCUCCUGUCACAGGACUUUGUUAAGAUGAUGGAGGAACUUUUGAGCUGCUUGGCCAAGCAAAGGCAAAUUCUACUGUACUCUGCCACCUUCCCCCUGAGUGUGCAGAAGUUCAUGAACUCUCAUCUGCAGAAGCCCUAUGAGAUAAACCUGAUGGAGGAGCUGACCCUGAAGGGGGUUACCCAGUACUACGCCUAUGUGACUGAAAGGCAGAAAGUCCAUUGCCUUAAUACUCUCUUCUCCAGGCUCCAGAUCAAUCAGUCUAUAAUCUUCUGCAAUUCAUCCCAGCGAGUGGAGCUCCUGGCCAAGAAGAUCUCUCAGCUGGGAUACUCUUGUUUCUACAUUCACGCCAAGAUGAGACAGGAACACAGAAACCGCGUGUUCCAUGAUUUCAGAAACGGCUUAUGUCGAAAUCUCGUCUGCACUGAUCUCUUCACAAGAGGAAUUGAUAUACAAGCUGUGAAUGUUGUGAUCAACUUUGAUUUCCCCAAACUUGGAGAGACUUACCUCCAUCGCAUUGGCAGAUCUGGUCGAUUUGGACACUUGGGUCUUGCCAUUAAUUUGAUCACAUAUGAUGACCGCUUUAACCUGAAAGGUAUUGAAGAACAGCUGGGUACUGAGAUCAAGCCCAUUCCCAGCAGUAUUGACAAAAGUCUAUAUGUGGCCGAGUACCACAGUGAGAGUGGCGAAGAGGUUAAACUGUGAGCAAAAGAGAUCACCAAUCCUUUGUCCCCCUAUCCCCCCCUUUUUUUUUUUUUUUUUUUUUUUUUUCCUUCCCUACUGUGUCUAGGGAAUAUUUCUCUUUUCUUCAACUAUCUUCCAUCUGUCUUCCUCUUUCUCCCACUUUUUUGUUUUCUUGUCUGGUGCCACCGCAAGGAAUGUGAUGUUGCGACUGCCCAAUAAUCGUGAAGGACUUGUGGCCUAAUACAGGACUGCUGCACAAUUAUUCCACCCUGAAGACUUUCAAUCACUUAAUGAGGAGGGAAAGAGGGGAAACGAGGAUCUGAAUUAUCAACCGAGGGGGAAAAAAAAAAGUGACAACUCAUCGCCUGCAAGCACAUCCUCAACCUGCACUCACUCUAUCCCUUUUGCAUCUUCAUGUUUCUAGUCAUUUGAAACAAGUGCCUUAACAAGCAGUUUAACUUGUUCAAAAAGUAAUAACCUGAUUUUCUCUUUUCGCCACUUUUUGAGACUAGAUCAUCUUGUUUUUCUCAAGCUUUUGCAUAGCUUGUCAGCCCCCCUCCCAUUUGACAUCAAGAGAUCCAUUUUGCAACUGCCACCCUUUAGAGUUUUAGGGCAAUUAUUAUAAAGAACAGGAUUUUGCAGCAAAAGAGCGGUGAGGCAGCAUGUGUUAUUGUGCGGCCUUUGGCGUACUUGACUAUGGUGUGAAGAGAAACCCCCUGGAGAACUGCGACGAUAUCAGUGACCAGCAUGAUUGCAGUGAUAUGAGGCUAAUGUUCCUGUGGCAAGCUUUCAAAAGUCCCGCAAGGCUCUCAGUGGCUUUUUCCUUCAACUGCUCAUGGAACAUGCCAUGCCUCUAGAGACCCAUAAUUCUUUCCCCCUCUGUCUUCAGUGGGCCAACACUAAGAGGGACUUGACCAGACUCAGACCAGCCUUUUCUUUUUGACUUCAGUGCAGUUUCGCAUUCUUAAUGGGUAGGCACUCUGUCCUAAAUGUGCCAUUUAUACAGAUCUGGGCACAUUGUAAACAUUUUGUAAAUACUUUAGUUUUUUUUUUUUUUUAAUGGAUUGUUUUAAAAUGAGCUAAAGAGGCUGGGUGACCAUUAGAAGUUGUUGAAAAGAUCUUUUAAAUAUAGGGUUCUGUCAGCACUGGAUGGCACUAUUUUGUUUGCGUAUUCCCUUUUUGUUUUUUUUUUUCUCCCCUCCCCCCCAGUUGGGAAAGUAAAGCCAAGUUUAUACCAAUAUAAAAUUGGACCUUUUUUUUUUUUUUUUUUUUUUUUUUUUUUUAAAUCCCCAAACUUUGUUCAAGAGUCUAUUAGAGUAUGAGCUUGGAGACAUUGUUCUCAAGAAUAUUGUUUGAGCAGGUGGUGCAGUCGUUCAGAUUUGCACUUGUGUGUUCUAAAUUAUUAAAUCUCAUUCGUUACCCAGUGUUGACAAAGUUCCUGACGUUGGUUGCUCAAAUGGCCUCUUAAGAAUGAAAACAUGAGGCUUAUUUGCUUUCCAACCUUUUGCUUGUAAAAUUGACUUGAGGCACUCGGCAGGGUCCCCUAGCCGGGGUGACUUAUCAUAGAGGUAAUUUAAUAUUUUCAUCAUGUAAUAGUGCUACUCGCUGCAGUGCAGCUCAAAUUGGCAAUGUACAAAAUAUUGAAUUUAUAAGCGAGAUGUGUAGCUGUUACAUGGGUCUGUGUUCACUGCCAUUGGCACUGGGACAUGAUGACUUUAAACAGACCAUUGGGGGUGGGAGGGAUUGAAGGACUUGGAUGUUCCUCACUGGAAAAAGGAAAAAUGGACAAAAAUCUAAAACAAACUGGAUGCCAAGAAUUAUAAACAUUGGACUGUCAUAAUGUAGCGGCAAAGAGAUCUAGUGCACAGUAAGUCAACUGGCCUUUUUGUAAUAAGAUGCUGCACAGACUUAACAGAAUCUAAACCUUUGUGUUGUGGGCUGCACUUAGUUUGAACUUUAGUUCAGGGGUUGGGCAAUAAUACGGGCUGCACUUGUGCUAAGGGCACUUUCUCUGUAAGAACAGAAGUGUUUAGACCGACUGGGAAGGUUUUUUUUUUUGGUGGGGGGAGGGGGGGUGGUUUGGAAAUACUGUGGCAGGGACAUGGGUAUUUCAUGGGUGCUGAUAACCAAAUGAUUUUUUUUUUUUUUUCUUUCUUUGCAGCAGAAUAUUUAUCUCCCCUUUCCCCCAAACACUAAUAGCCUUUCAAGAUUUGAGUGACAAUAUUUUUUUGCUGGGGAUUGACAGUGGCUUGUUUGAGACACUUUAGCCCAUCUGCUGCUUUUGGAUAAGUUGGAUGUUUUGACCCUUAAAUGUUUGAGGGUUAUAUCUUUAUGGGGUGGGUAAGAGUUGGGAGGGAUGCAAUUUUGCCUUUUGUGAUAAUUGGCACAGAAUUGACCUGAAAUUAAUUUUACUUUGUGCGGAUUAACGUGUCCCCUUUCAAAAAUCAAAUACAGGUGAGAUGUUUCUUUUAUAAAUUGGAUCAGCAUUGUUUACUGGGAAGUGUCACAAUUAGUUUUUCCAACAACAUUUUAAGCUAAAGGUUGUACUUAACACAUUAUGAGCAAAAUUUAAAGUUACUGUGGUGUUUGGGGACCCCCUUAUCCUUUUCGAAAAUUUGCAACACUUUCCCAGUAGCAUUGCUUGAAUCUAAGCUUGUAUGCUCUUCUCUAUAGCACAUUACCUCUCUGUGUGCACAUAGAUGCCCCACCUUUUUAGUCAUCUUGGUUUCUUUUGGGGGCUAUUUGAUUGCAAGAUCUGCUCUAGAGAGGAGUAUACGAGUUUAUGGGCUCUUUGGCAGCAGCCUGGUGUUUAUUUUUCAAAAACCACUUGCUGUGAAAAUCAGUUUGUUCAUGACCUGUUGUAAAUCAGCAUGUGAUUGUAUGUGCUUGGCCUUUUCCGAAGUGGUUGGGGUUUUGGUUCUUUUAUUUUUCAUUUUUUACUUUAGAAGAAUGAGGUGGAGAACAUCUCGCCUGUUCCUAUUUAAAACCUGGAAUAAUCUCAUCUUCAAAAUCCACUCAUUCUUCAGGUUUUGUUAAUAUUUUUUUUUUUUUUUUUUUUUUUUUUAAUUUUUGGGUGGGUGGGAAGGGUGUUUUGCUGCCCUGAUGUAUCUGUUUCUUAAUUCUGGACACUUGGCCAGUUUACAAUAAUCAGCCUGUUCAGUCUCGCAGUGUUUGGAUACAUCAGUCUGGGUUUGUGGGUGGGUAGGGGGGAGGGAAUGGAGAGAAUUGGGAAUUAAAAAAUUGAAAUCAACAAUUCAGGAGUUCUGGGUAAGGAAAAUUCGAUCUCUAAACUUUGCCCUUUAGAUUUUGGAUUUUUUUUUUUUUUUCUUUAAGUGAAAAUCUAUUGGAUAUUGCGUUUUUAUUAAAAAAGACCAACCAAAUUUAUUCAAUCAAAAGUUUGAGUUUUGUUUUUCUUUUGAAAUUGGGCAAUUUCAAUUGGCAUUGUUCUCAGUGAUGCUACAUUUUAAAGAUUGAGGUUUUGUGAUGUGUAAAUGCAAUGGUUAACAUCUGUGGUUUUUGUUUGAAAAUAAAGCUCACUGAAGUUCCACUUAAA